Pelobates cultripes (western spadefoot toad) is the source of this 14006-nucleotide messenger RNA. Lineage: Eukaryota; Metazoa; Chordata; Amphibia; Anura; Pelobatidae. The record is from the annotation of a GenBank genome assembly.
UGCUAACCCGCACUCUAUGGUCUGUGACGUAGUACGGAAGCCUAACACGGUCAAUUCCCGUGCGCAGUGAGUUCGCGAGCAGCGUGUCUAUGGCUGGCUUGGAGGACAGUGCCGUGGUGUUUAGACGCGGAGCCGGCCAGGUACCAAUAAGCACACAGCCUGCUGGGGGGAAUAUCCGAGAGGUUAUACUGGUUAUACAAUCUGAGGGAUCAUGCCUGGCACAGGACUCCCCCCAGCUUCCUGUAACACUGCAACUCCUAUCAUGCUUGGGCUGAGCAUCAUGGGAGUUGGAGUUCUAGAACAGCUGGUAUACAGUCUCCAUAUAGGGGUCUGUCUAUAUACCCUGGUAUACAGUCUCCAUAUAGGGGGUCUGUCUAUAUACCCUGGUAUACAGUCUCCAUAUAGGGGUCUGUCUAUAUACCCUGGUAUACAGUCUCCAUAUAGGGGGUCUGUCUAUAUACCCUGGUAUACAGUCUCCAUAUAGGGGGUCUGUCUAUAUACCCUGGUAUACAGUCUCCAUAUAGGGGGUCUGUCUAUAUACCCUGGUAUACGGUCUCCAUAUAAGGGGUCUGUCUAUAUACCCUGGUAUACAGUCUCCAUAUAGGGGGUCUGUCUAUAUACCCUGGUAUACGGUCUCCAUAUAGGGGGUCUGUCUAUAUACCCUGGUAUACGGUCUCCAUAUAGGGGGUCUGUCUAUAUACCCUGGGAUACGGUCUCCAUAUAGGGGUCGGUCUAUAUACCCUGGGAUACGGUCUCCAUAUAGGGGUCUGUCUAUAUACCCUGGGAUACGGUCUCCAUAUAGGGGUCUGUCUAUAUACCCUGGUAUACAGUCUCCAUAUAGGGGUCUGUCUAUAUACCCUGGUAUACAGUCUCCAUAUAGGGGGUCUGUCUAUAUACCCUGGGAUACAGUCUCCAUAUAGGGGGUCUGUCUAUAUACCCUGGUAUACAGUCUCCAUAUAGGGGUCUGUCUAUAUACUCUGGUAUACAGUCUCCAUAUAGGGGUCUGUCUAUAUGCCCUGGUAUACAGUCUCCAUAUAGGGGGUCUGUCUAUAUGCCCUGGUAUACAAUCUCCAUAUAGGGGGUCUGUCUAUAUACCCUGGGAUACAGUCUCCAUAUAGGGGGUCUGUCUAUAUACCCUGGUAUACAGUCUCCAUAUAGGGGGUCUGUCUAUAUACCCUGGUAUACAGUCUCCAUAUAGGGGAUCUGUCUAUAUACCCUGGUAUACAGUCUCCAUAUAGGGGGUCUGUCUAUAUACCCUGGUAUACAGUCUCCAUAUAAGGGGUCUGUCUAUAUACCCUGGUAUACAGUCUCCAUAUAGGGGGUCUGUCUAUAUACCCUGGUAUACAACAUCCAUAUAGGGGGUCUGUCUAUAUACCCUGGUAUACAAUCUCUAUAUGGGGCGUCUGCUCUAUACCCUGGUAUACAAUCUCUAUAUGGGGGGUCUGUCUAUAUACCCUGGUAUACAAUCUCCAUAUAGGGGUCUCUCUAUAUACCCUGGCUUUUAAGUAAUUUUAACUCAUUGUUCUUCUACAUAUGUGGCCAAAAGGUAGAUCCCCAGCUGUUGCAGAACUACAAACGUAUUGUGAUUCUGGUAAAGGAUUAUUGAAAUUGUAGUUUGACAACAGCUGUAAAUUUAGGUUUUGGCUGAUGUGUUCUAAAUGUGAACAUUUUUCCCCAAUCAAAGCUUGUAUUUUUACCCCAGUGUCAUUCUGCUUCCCCUAGCAUGUCACAUGUGAGGUGGUUGAAAUUAGCUUUUUGUUGUUUGUUUUUCUCUUUAGAGUGACGAUUCCGAUAUCUGGGAUGAUACAGCACUGAUAAAAGCCUAUGAUAAAGCAGUGUCCUCAUUUAAGGUAAUGCUGCAUUUAAUUAUUAUUUGAGAGAGAGAGAGAGAGAGAGAGAGAGAGAAUUGAGUGCUAACCAGUAUUGAUGUUGAAUCCGUAUUGUUCACAGAAAAAUGGUCACAGUUUACCCAAAUGCUGACGGAGUUAAAUGUGUUAAUUGUAUUAUCCGUUUGGAAUAAUGAUCUGUGCAUUUUGCAGUUUUGAUUAUUUUUUUCCUUUUCAGAAAGCUCUGAGGAAUGGAGAUUGUGCUAUGGAUUCCCCGACACCUGAAAAAAACGCCAGUGCAAAAAGAAAAAACAAGAAGAAGAACAAAAGUAGAAAGAAAAGCAAUACAACCCCUGUGAAAAAGGUGAUCCAUUAUUGGGGUUUCACAAAGUUAUUUAAUAAUGUGAGAAUUCAAGGUGAAUUUCAACUUUCAGGCCAAGGUUGCUGUGCUGGAAGCACGACUAACUGAGAUGGUUUUUAUAUUUUAUAGAUAUUGGCCUGAAAGGAACACUAAAGGGUCAGAAACUCAUAUGUAUUCCUGACCAUAUAGUGUUAAAACCCCUUCAGCCACUUACCUUUAUCCAGCGCCGGGCUCCCUAUGCGCUGGUGACCUCUCCUCCACCUCCGACGUUGGCUCCUGAGUGGAGCCGAAUGCGCAUGCGCGGCCAGAGCCGCAGGCGCAUUAAAACGCCCAUAGAAAAGCAUUAAUGCUUUCCUAUGGACGUCCAGCGUCUUCUCACUGUGAUUUUCACAGUGAGAAUCACGGAAGCGCCUCUAGCAGCCUUCCGUGAGACAGCCACUAGAAGCUGGAUUAACCCUCAGUGAAACAUAGCAGUUUCUCUGAAGCUGCUAUGUUUUCAGUUGCAGGGUUAAAACUAGGGGGACCUGGCACCCAGACCACUUAAUUGAGCUGAAGUUGUCUGGGUGCCUAUAGUGGUCCUUUAAGAUCUGAAAUUCACUUUAAAUUCUCAGCUUAGUUAAUAACACCGUGUGUGAAUAGGAUGCAUUAGUUUUUCUUUGUGUCCCACUCUCCUUCAUGCCCUACAUAUCUAAGCAUCAGCAGAUAUGACAAUCGCCAUGCACAAGGAACAUUUGCCAGCCGCUAGUUUCUUGUUGCCAUGUCAGUCUGAUGCACUGGGCUUUGUCUAGCUCUUUGUAAUUGGGACCAUACUUGAGUAUAAUGAUAUAAAGAGAUUUCACUGAUUAUCUGGUCUCUAAUUAGUGGGAUUAAAACAAGCAUUUUUAGGGCAAAGUUCCAAAAGAAUAUACUUUUUCUGAUCCACAUUUAGGUUCUUGACACAAAAUGUAAUGUUUCUGUUUAAUAGUGUUUUUCUCGUUAUUGAGGUAUAGGGAAACCAGGACAUACACAGAAUGAUAAAGUGAACAUUCAUCGUGUGCACACAAUACUAUCAUAUUACAAGGAAAAAAAACAGAUUGCUUUUUUUUUUGUUUGUUUUUUUUUGGUACUUCACCUUUAAGGGCCCACAUACAUGUUUUGUGAUUUUCACUAUUGAGUUUUUAAUUGUAGUGGGAGUUUCCUUGUGACCGCUGAGGUAUUCUUUAAGUCCCAUGUACAUUAUACAAAUAUAUUCGGGGUCAGUACAAACCAUUAUCUGGAAAUCUAUUCAUAAACAGGGCUAUACAUAGGAUACGAGGUCACACAUUUAGGCUGGAAGAAAGUAGAUUUUGUCUAAGGCAAAGAAAAGGUUUUUUUACAGUAAGAGCAAUAAGGAUAUGGAAUUCUUUGCCUAAAGAGUUGGUUUUAUCAGAGUCCAUACAGAUAUAAACUGCAAUUGGAUAAAUACUUGCAAAAACAUAACAUUCAGGGAUAUAAUUUCUAAUUAGUGGGGUAAUAGCUGCUUGAUCCAAGGAGACAUCUGACUGCUAUUUUGGGGUCAAGAAGGAAUUUCUUUCCUAGUUUGUUGUAAAAUUGCAAUCGCUAGGUUUUUUGCCUUCUUUUGGAUAAACAGCAAAAACAUAUGCGAUGAAGACUGAACAUGAUGGACACAUAGUCUUUCAGCUAUGUAAUAGUGUCAUUAAUCUUUCAGGCCUGGAGUUCAUAUUUCUGUAUAUUUCAAGAAUGCUUGAGGUGACCAAUAUUCUCAGUGAGCAUAUGUGGCCUCAUUACAAGAGUGUUUGUAUAUCUCUUAUAGUACAUCCAGUUUUCUAAAAUUGCACAUCCUUUUCUCAUAGUGAAUUGCUCACUUCAUUCUUCAAAAAUGUUAUCUAUAUUUUUUCCCUCUCUCAGUGGAAGGUAGGAGAAGCCUGUAAUGCAAUGUGGUCUGAGGAUGGAAAUGUUUACCCAGCUACUAUCUCUUCCAUCGAUGGAAAAAGAGGGACUUGUAUAGUUGUUUAUACUGGGUAUGGCAACAGUGAAGAGCAGAAUCUGUGUGACUUGCGAUUCCCAGACAGUUCUGAAGUGGAGAGUGACCAGAAAGAUCAAGAGCUGGUAAGAAACAUGUGCUCCCCGCCACUGAGUCUCAUUUGAAGUGUGAACACUGUGAAAUGUUAUAAUUUCAAUUCUGAGCUCUAAUAAGUUAAUGGAACUAAUUUGGAGCUUGUUAAGGAAAGUACCAGGAUAUGUAGACAUUUCAUUGUUUCUAAUCCCAAGUGUGGUCCAUUUGGGGCCAAAUUUAGAGGAAAUCUGUUGCUGUGAAUAUUAUGACUGUAACCAUAUUUCAAGAUUCUGGUUAAUUUAAACAUUUGACGGCACCAUGUUGGUUUUUUUUCAGUACACAUGUCACCCUGUAUAUGAUCUAGGAAAUAUAAGUGUAAACUUUGACACAUAUUUGAAGCCCAUACAACAUUCAGCCUACUAUAUAUACCUUUUUGUACCUGCAACGUGUUUUCUAAAAAAACAAAAACAAAAAAAAACCCUAUGGUUCUUACCCUGUGCUAGUAUAUUUCCAGCGGGCUCAACAUGUAUCGAUAUUCCUGAUUCUUUUGCUUGUCCCUUUCCUGGGGAAACAACCUACACUUAAAUAUGUCAUCAAACUUCAGUCAGAAAAUAUUUAUUGUUCCAAGUGGCUCUUCCUCAUAGGCCUAUCACUGCUUUCUGUUCAACACACCUGGAGGAUCAUGUUAUAAUGUAAAUGGUAACAGACUGGGUGGUCUAUUGAUUGCAGUUACAAAUGUGGGGUUCAUUGGAGAGGUGUUGCAGUGUUGAGUCUGGUAAUUAAAUGGGGGGAAAUGUAAGUACAAAGCUUAAAACAAAGUAUUCAUGGAGACUGGGAGGAGUAGAAAAUGGUAGAGUAAAUUUUGUAAUAUUUGCAGCAGGAAGGGUGACAUACAGAGGAGACAGUUUUUGUAGUGUUGUGUACUUAUAGCGUGCACCAAUCUGUUUCUUAAAGCGGCACUGUCAUGCCGAAUCCCGUUUUUUUUUUAACCCCCCUCCCGCCUCCACUACAUCCAAUUGACCCACUAGUCACCCCCAAAUGCCCCUAAGCCCCCCACAUUACCUAUUUUAAAUCCUUAUUUUCUGCCCCGAUCUUGAUUCAGGGCGCAGCCAUCUUUGUGUGGGUAGGUGAAGUCCCUCAGGGACACGUCAUCAGCCCACACUAGGCAGACUGUGAGAUUCCCGCACAUGCCCAGUGAAACACCUGGACAUGCGAACGGGAAUUUCAUCUAUUCAUUCAUUCAUCAGACAGACGAAUGAGUGAAUAGAAAUAUCAGCCGAACAAACAAACACAAUGUAUCAGUGUUUGUUUGUUCGUUCAGUUUAUUACAAGGAGGGAGCUACCGGCAUGCAGCUCCCUCCUUGUAAUAUGUAACUAUAGAAGUGGCAGGGAGCAGUGCUCCCCACCACUUCAUAAGCCCCCAGUACCCCCUCUCACUCUAUGGGGGUCAAUAUGACCCCCAUAAUAGCACAAGGGAGAUUUAAAUCUCCCAAAUGCCCCUACUCACUAUACCGCGAGUAGGGGCAUGUCUACUAAACAGUGAGCAGCCUGUGGCUGCUCACUGUUGAAAAAAAAGACAUAAAUUACAAUAAGGGGGGGCGGACCUAUUGUCCUCCCCCCCUCCCCCACCCUGAGCGGCGGGUGGGGGCCAUGAAGAUAAUGAGGGGGGGACCUACUGUCCUCCCCCCGGCCCCCACCCCUGAGCGGUGGGUGGGGGCCCUAAUAAAACAAUAAGGGGGGGGACCUACUGUCCUCCCCCCCUGGCCCCCACCCCUGCGCGGUGGGUGGGGGCCCCCAGUAAAACACAAGGGGGACCUACUGUCCUCCUGGCCCCCACCCCCGCCGGGUGGGUGGGGGCCCCAGUAAACAAUAAGGGGACCUACUGUCCUCCUGGCCCCCACCCCUGAGCGUGCGGUGUGGGGCCCCAGUAAAAAGGGGACCCACUGUCCUCGGCCCCCACCCCCUGAGCCGGGUGGGUGGGUCAACACAAGGGGACCCACUACCUUCGGCCCCACCCCGCGGGGUGGGGGGGCCCCAGUAAAACAAUAAGGGGGACCUACUGUCCUCCCCCCCUGGCCCCCACCCCUGCGCGGUGGGUGGGGCCCCUAAUAAAACAAUAAGGGGGGGGACCUACUGUCCUCCCCCCCUGGCCCCCACCCCUGCGCGGUGGGUGGGGGCCCUAAUAAAACAAUAAGGGGGGGACCUACUGUCCUCCCCCCCCCGGCCCCCACCCCUGAGCGGUGGGUGGGGGCCAUGAAGAUAAUGAGGGAGGGGGGACCUACUGUCCUCCCCCCCCUGGCCCCCACCCCUGCGCGGUGGAUGGGGGCCCUAAUAAAACAAUAAGGGGGGGAGGGACCUACUGUCCUCCCCCCCCGGCCCCCACCCCUGAGCGGUGGGUGGGGGCCCUAAUAAAACAAUAAGGGGGGGGACCUACUGUCCACCCCCCCCUGGCCCCCACCCCUGAGCGGUGGGUGGGGGCCCUAAAUGAAACACCCCCCCCCAAUCAAGGUGACUAGGGGUCCCAAGCCCCUAGUCACCAACCCCCCACCCAAAAAAACCUAUCCCCUACCUACCCCCCUCACCCCACAAAUAGUGAGGGGGGAAUAAAAUAACUAACCUGUAAAAAAAAAAAAAAAUUAAACUUACCAUUUGACGUCUUCUUUUUUCUAAAAUCUUCUUUCUUCAGCCCCCAAAAAGGCCAAAUAAAAAUCCAUUACACCCGUCGCACUUUAAAAAAAAAAAAAACCGAGCGCAAAAAAAAAUUAAUCCAAGUUCGCCCUUCGAGGGCACGCCGCAGACUGAGCUCCGCAGGGCGGGUCAAGGCUUAUAAAGCCUUGCCCCGCCCUGCAAUUAGGCUUAGAACACUCUGAUUGGUGGGUUUAAGCCAAUCAGAGUGCUCUGAGUCAUUUUACACAGCGUGGGAAAAUUCAAAAAGAACUUUCCCACGCUGUGUAAAAUGACACAGAGCACUCUGAUUGGGUGGCUUGAAAGCCACCCAAUCAGAGUGCUCUGAGUCAUUUUACACAGCGUGGGAAAAUUCAAAAGAACUUUCCCACGCUGUGUAAAAUGACUCAGAGCACUCUGAUCUUUACUUAGUAUUAGUAAAGUUGGCUGUUAGACCAAUUUAGGUCUUUCAGCCUUUUAGUAGAUAGCUCCCUGAUACCGUGGGAAUUAGGGAGUUAUCUACUAAACGGCUGCAAGAUGCAGCCACAGCAAUGAAUAGGAUCAGAGUUUCAUUCAUUAGAAUGAAAUUCUGAUUCGAAUAAAGUGCCGAAUUGCGUUCUAAAAGAAACGAACAGACUGUUGUCAUUCAGUUAGAACGCAAUUCGGCAGUUUUGUGGAAAGUGACAGGAAGCAUUGUGGGAACACAGAGGGAAGGAAAGGAUCAUGGGAAAAUUGCUCUGACCAGCGGAAAUGAAGCACACUUUGCUCCUCCGCUGGUCAGAGCUGGUCAAGCGGAGGAAUCCUCCAUAAGGCAAAGAGUCCCUACUUUGUCUUAUGAUUUUAAAGAAAACUAAAGAAGAAAAGGAAGAAAAGAAUAACAGAUCCUGAGAGAGGGGGAGAAGAGGAAGAGAUUGAGGAAAGGUAAGUUCGGCAUGACAGUGCCGCUUUAACUAGGGGAGUAUAUUUACAAAGACUGUUAUGUCUAGGUGGGUCUGAAUAUAAACUUUAGGUAUGGUAAGUUAAUUUACAAAGUUCUCCUACCUGCCAACCUCUUUAAAGUGGAUCUGUCAAUUUUGGACAGAUUUGGCGUGGGUCCGGUGGCCACAGGGUGCAGAGACGGUGUUACUCAUGGCCGCCGCCAUCUUUAUCAUGCAGGUUCACUUGCCAGAAGCCAUGUCAGUGUGCGCGAGAGUGGAGGAUCCCACAGCUGUCACUUGUGAUGGCUGCUGGGAUUGGACAAAAGUUGACGGCGGAGACCCACCUUUUGUAAAUUUCAGGCUAUGCCAUAAGGCAAGGUUAUCCCUACUUUGUUUUGUGGCAGGGUUAGGGAACCUUCAGCACUCCAAAUGAUCAUUAUGGGAGCUGUAUUCCACAACAUCUUGUGUGCUGAAGGUUGCCUACCUCGUCUUCCAGUAUCUUUGGAUUGCGUUGGAAUUUAAUGACAUUCCAACGCAGUCUGAAUUCAUUUUUCAUAAAGAUUAUAUCUUAGAAAAUACAGAGAAGUGACAGAUCCGUGUUAAUCUGUGCAUUUGAAAUGUAGUACCAGUAUGAGCCAAAUAUUUUGUGGAGGGAGGACAAAUAACACUCCCAACACACUCCUUUUAUUAAAAUUUUCUUUCUUCCAAUCACUAAAAGACAUUUUAUUGUGUGUGUGUGUGUAUGUAUGUAUGUAAGUAUAUGUAUGUAUGUAUAUAUGUGUGUGUGUGUAUGUAUAUGUAUAUGUGUGUGUGUGUAUAUAUAUAUAUAUAUAUAUAUAUAUAUAUAUAUAUAUAUAUAUAUAUAUAUAUAUAUAUAUAUAUAUAUAUAUAUAUAUAUAUAUAUAUACAAAAACACCAACAAGUGUAAAGCAUAAUUCAUACAAAAGUAACUAUAUAAAGAGCCUAAUAGUUAAUCUUCUUUUACUUUAUGUUUAUGUUCUAGGAUGUGAAUGGAGAUGAACAUUCAACUGACGAAAGUGAAUUGUCUUCUAGAUCUACUAACAAAGAUCACCAUGGACGAACCUCACCAUUGCCUCCACCCUGGAACUCUUACUUCCCUCCCGUUCCACCUCCACCGUUUAUGCCAGGCUUCGGCAGGGUAAGAAUACUUUCUUAAUAUAUUACUGGGCAUUAUGCAGUGAGUAUCUGAAGUGAAACAUAAAAAUAGAAUAGUUUUUUUUUUUUUUUUUCUUUCUUUGGACUGUCAGUGUAUCCCAUCGUUUUGCUUUUUAGACAGGACAGAUUUUAUUCAUUUAGCCGUAAAUUUUGUGUAAGGUUUCCUGUGCCACUUCAGGUGACCAGGUCAAUAUCUGGGAAGUUCUUACCAAGCGUUAAACUUGUAUGCCCGUCUCUGAUGGUGGUUUAGGUGAUUAUAAGAUUGCAUUAUAAAAACUUGUAGAUCUAUUUAAUACUAAUUUCCUUUCAGCAUGGUGAGAAAUCAAACCCGGGCCAUUCCUACCUUUCAGGUUGGCCCCCACCCUUUUCUCCAGGACCACCAGUAAGUCACAGAAUUAUAUUCAGUUUUAUGUUUUAUGUUUCAUGUGUGCUUUCAUCUCCUACUAGUGUCUAGACCUUUUUUCAAAACUUAACUGUGCCUCCUAUUUGCUAAGAUCAAGAGAAAAUAAGUUGGCGUGACUAAAACAAAUCACUGGUAUCAAAUUUAGUUUAUUACAAUAUGUAAUGGAAAGGAUGUUAAGCCUUCCAUCGGAGCAUAGAGGCAAGCCUUCAUCACUACUGAGCUCAAUAUUCUUAUGUUGCAAAUACAUUACGUGUGGGAGGGAGUGACCUGGGUACCAGGUGACACUUCUUUCUUCUCAAAGUGGACUUGUUAUGACGAGUUAAUUUAAUGUAAUAACCGCUCCUAGAGCAAUUAAUAUUUCUUUUAUCUUAAUAAUAAUAUAUUUAAUUACUUAAUUGCUUUAGGAGCUGCUAUGAAGUUACCUCCUUGCCAGCAUUACUAUGUUACACAGUCUGAUGUUAGUAAACUGCUACAUUCAUUCUCUAGUCCCUUCAUGGUCCUGCCACUCUAAUUGCGAUCGGCCCCCUUUUGGGAGCACUUCCCCAGCAGGUCAAUCCUCUUCCAUGUCACUGACACACUUCUUUCAUUGGUUGGGCAUCAGAACAGAAUAACACUGACAGGGAGCAAACAUUCUUGUACUCUCCUCCUAUAGAGGUCUAUACUGUGAAGCAAUUGGCAUUUUUGUUUGUUUUAAAACAUCUAUAGAGUUGCUUGCCGUUCUGUGAGCACAGUGAGGUAGAUAUUUUUAUUUUCUUUCCCUUUUACUUAAAGGGACUCUAUAGCGUUGGGAAUGAACCUGUAUUCCAAACACCAUAGUGCUGCUGUCAGAAGCAAAUGAAAUAAAAUAGAAACAAUAAAAAAAAAAAAACACACUUUCUGGGAGAAGUUAAUUUCAAAUUACUUGUGCCCUAAACUAUUCUGCAGAGUACCUUGUCACUCUUGGUAUCCAAAAUUUCUAAACUGUUGGAGGUGAUCAGAGAAUCCAAGUUUACAUUUGUGGUAAAACCAAAAACCGUCUUAUAAUGAUUUGUGUGUGUUCUAGUUGAUUCCGCCCCCUCCUCCAAUGGGCCCAGAUACCACUGAAGAUGAUGAGGCCUUGGGAAGUAUGUUAAUUGCCUGGUACAUGAGUGGCUAUCACACCGGUUAUUAUUUGGUAAGUUAAAAUUUGUUACACACAGAUAACUGUCCCAACCUAUUGGCUUAUUUAACGCACUAAGCAAAAUUUGUCACCAGUUUUUUUGUUUGUUUUUUUUGGUUUGGUUUUGCUGUUGGGCCCCUUUCAACGUGGGGUUGUGUAAUGUAAUAUUGAAGCCUGCAUUUAGUUAGAUUUUUAGUUAUUACUUUUCUCUGAGCACAUUCCGACUACAGCUAAAUUCCUGAUUUAUUUAACAGUUCUUAUAUAUUCUUCUUAUCCACUUAACAGAUCGUUAAGCAAACCACUAUAGAUUCUUGUUAAACAAGUUGCCCAUGAACAUCAGAUCUGUAGUUCACAAGCCUAUAUAGAGGAGCAUUAUUGUUUUUAAACUUCAAAUCCAUCACUCUAGAACAAAAUUCUAACCUGUAGAGGAUGUUGAUCUUAAAUAAUUGUUGCAGUGUUAUUAGAUUGUGCUGUCUAUAUUGCAUUAUAGGGGUUAAAACAGAGUCGAAUGGAGGCUUCAUAUGGAAAGUAUCCCCCACCCAAAUAACUGAAAAUUCAUGAACAUGUAAGUAUUCAAUGAAACAUAAACUGUGAUAUAGAUACGGGGAAUAGUGAUGUCCCGAACUGUUUGUCGAACGGUUCGCCGUGGACUCAUCAUUGAGUAAACUUUGACCCUCUACCUCACAGUCAGCAGUCACAUUCCAGCCAAUCAGCAGCAGACCCUCCCACCUCCUGGACAGCUCACUAAGAAUGCAGCUUCACAAUGGAUGCUGUCCAGGAGGAGGGAGCGUCUGCUGCUGAUUGGCUGGAAUGUGUCUGCUGACUGUGAGGUACAGGGUCAAAGUUUACUCAAUGAUGAGUCCGCGGCGAACAGUUCGGAAUGAAUGAGCAAUUAGAAAAUUAUGUCUUCAUAGCAAUAGAGCUCCACUAUACAUUACAUCUAACUUUAUAUUUUGAUAUUGGAAGAGUGCUCCUGCACCAGUGUGACCUGCCGGAAGAUAAUGUAUUUAGGAUCUGAAGUGGAACCUCACCACAGUUAUGAGUGAUCAUGGUCAGCCUAGAAGGAGAGGAAAGAUGGUGGAGAUGUUGCGUAGGAACCAAUUGUAAGAUGUGUAAGCCUGCUGCGUCACAUACACAACUAGACCAUCGAUGGUACAGGGAUAUGUGGAAAGAGGAGUAAACUGAGCUAGAGAACGUAAGAUUGAAGUAGAGAAAUGUGGCUGUGCAAGAGUAACAGACUGGUGGGUGUAGCUGUGUGUGUUAAGUAAAGGGUAGACUGGAGAAAGGAAGUUGGGCUGAUGUUUGGACAAAGCAUGGUUCUAGUAGCUGUUGUGAGAGGAAAUGACAUUUGAAUAGGGGUUAUAUGAAUUAAUAGGUGGGAUAAACCACGGAGAGAACUAAAAGUUGCUGCAGAUGUGAAAUAACAAUGAGUGCAGCUUGGGUUAUUCCAUAAGGGAGACAUCCAUUUUGUCCCUGUUAAAGUUGCACCUGAACUGAAGUACUCAAAUCAAAUAAGGAAAACGUGUGAUCUAAACGUAUGUUGUGCGUGGGAAUAACAAAGGGCUCGCGUGUACACAUGCAAAGCUUUUAAUGUCAUUUGUACUAUAAUAGGAGUUUUCUUAUCGCCCCUUGCAGGUAUUUUAAAUGCACAGAGGAUGUGUCUUCCUUGGUAUUCAACACACAGAAAAGGAAAAAUAAAAGUCUGAGGAUCACUGCUCUCAUUCAUCUGUUCAUUAUCUCUCUGUUCAGCAAUAGGUUUUCGGUUUGAGAAACCUGUAAAAUUGGAACCUACAAGUGUUUUUUCAAGCUUUAAAAAUAUUAAAAUAAAUGGUUACCCUAUUUUACUUUGCUUAAAGGCAACCUCAGCAAUACAUGGUGAUGUUAAAGGUUCUGAUACUUGUUUUAAGUGUUUUUUUAUAACACUGUUUUUGGUAGUUAUCUUACGGAGUUCGUCUAGUUUAUGUAUACAUUUAAAAAUGCCAAACAGGAAGGAAUCCUUAUACAGAAUCACUGGCCACAUUUACAAACCCCUUGUGCAGGGAAUUGCUUUUUUUUGUAAUAAUAUUUGUACAGGAACUCUCUCAAAAAUAUUACUAUCACACGUACCAUGAUGUAAUCCAAUAUACUUUAUUCAUGUCGUGUGUGUUUUAUAUGUGGUUUAUCUGUCUAAUUGUGCCUGCGUUUAUCCUUUAUCUGUUUAACCACCUUGGUCCAUCUUUAUAACCUCACUAUAUUCUUGAACAGUACAGGAGAGAAUAUCUGUACUGAACAUUUAAAUACUUAUUUACUAGACUGUGGGUUGUUGUUAAUUCACCAAGAAAUUGCCAUUUAAGGGGGAAAAAAUCUGAAAUGGGAAAAUUAAUAAAUAAAUUUUGGCCUUAAAUGUUAAAUUUCCUAGAUUUGUCUCCUACAAAUUCUGGUUCAGUGAUUAUCCCUGAUAGUGUAAGCCUGUAAGGAAUGCCUAAGGUGAGUUAAUUUCGGUCUCUGAAUGAGGGGAAACAAUGAGAGAACAACCAUGAACGGGAUACUGUGGCACAAAUAAAAAUGUCUACAUAUGGAAAAACAUUUUAAGCUGCACACUAGCAACCUCUCUCACGGUCUGUAUUGCUUCCUCCAGUGAAGAGGCCCUGACCUUUAUAGAAGGAUUACAUAGGCAACUCCCCAAAAAAUGUUGAUUUGAAGAAAAGUCUUGAACUUUGCAAUAGUCACAUUAAGUCAGUGCAAUUCCACAAGUUGAGGUUUAGUGAAUAAACCCCAUUAUGUGAUCUUAUUCAACUCUUCGAGCACCACUGAAGUACUGCGCAAUGUAUUGGUGCUAAAAUGUUACGGCUCCAAAUUUCCUUUACGUAUGUUUAUUCUGGGUUCUAAAUCAGUCAUUUCUCUUGUUUGUUUUUUCUCAUUGUUUAUAAUGUUUUGUGAUAUGAAAUAACAUUCUAUCCAUUCUGAGACAUGUCUGUUCCCCACAAAAUCUUUUUUUUAGAUCUCUCACUAAAUGAAAUGAGUUUGUUUUCAUAGGAUAAGGUAAAAAGUUAUGGAUGUGGUAAAAAGCUUUCGAUCAUGCUAAACUUAUUCUGUUAAUAAUUAUUGAUCAGAUCAUAGCCGAUUUUCCUACUAGCCGCAUGUUUACAUUUAGGUUGGUCAGUCCAUGAAAAGGGUUGUUUUUUUUGUUUUGUUUUUUUUUUUAAAGCUGCCUUAGACUGAAUUAGUAUUAAUGUGCUUUUCAUCUGUGUGAAAAUUAUUAAAUGAUUAAUCAAAUAAUUUUAAUCUCUCUUGUGCCCCAUUGUGGUUAACAUGAAUAUUCAAAACAUAAAUUUUUUUUUAUUUUUUUGGGGCAUCCUCAUUCCCUUAUUUUUUUACUGUUUGUUUAACCAGUGAUAGUGAAAGGUCUCUUGGAAGGUCUUUUUCUGGUUUGUGUAACUGGCAACAUUGUUUAAUUUGAGAAUUAUACCUUUUUGUAGGAAUCAAUAAAGAUACAUAUUUCGUCAA